Molecule: messenger RNA, 1008 nt
Organism: Malus domestica (apple)
Lineage: Eukaryota; Viridiplantae; Streptophyta; Magnoliopsida; Rosales; Rosaceae
Source: RefSeq, a predicted model, not a curated record
AUGGGUGAUAGAAGCAGGCAUAGCAGGGCAAUGGAGAUGGCACAAUACCAAGCAAGGCUUGACAUUAAGGAUUUAGAACUGAUCAACGCCGAAGCUGAACUUGUAAACUCGUUUAUGCAAUAUGAGCACCAUGGCGAAUCUAGCCAUCGUGGUUCUGCCACGGGACAUUCAUUCUUGCAGCGUGAUAGAGAAGAGUGUCAUGACCAAAUGAUGAAAGAUUAUUUCAUUGAGAGGCCGAGAUUUCCUGCUCAUGAUUUUCGAAGGCGGUUUCGGAUGAUGAGAGAACUUUUUGAAGCUAAUGGGUGCUCUGCUGACUUAACUAACGAAUAUUGCCAACUUGCGGAGAGUACUGCUAUUGAGAACCUGAAGCGCUUCUGUCAAGCAAUUCAAGCCAUCUAUGGAGCCACAUACCUCCGCAAGCCAACUCAUGAAGACUUGAAAAGGCUUCUACGCAAGGCAGACAAAAAAAGCUUCCCGGGCAUGAUAGGAAGUCUCGAUUGUAUGCAUUGGGAGUGGAAGAAUUGUCCUACUGGUUGGGCUGGCCAAUUCAAGGGUCGUCAUAACAAGCCAACCAUCGUGCUGGAGGCUGUGGCAUCUUACGACACAUGGAUUUGGCAUGCAUUCUUCGGCUCUCCCGGAUCAAACAACGUUAUCAACGUUCUUUGGUCUUCUCCUCUGUUCGAUGAGGUUGUGAAUGGAUGGGCACCAGAAUUUCGAUACAAGGUAAAUGGUAAUAUGUAUGAGCUAGGUUACUACCUAACUGAUGAUGAGUACAUCGAAUUUGAAGAAGAUUCAGACGAAGAUGUGGAUGAUGACCAACCAACACAUGCGAGAGUUAUUGCAAGAGAUGUUGAAUAUCUCGCUCCAACCACAUAUGAGACCCGACAUGAUAGGGUCACCUUGGGUGAGUAUAUGAGACGUUUAAAUAGAAUUCAAGCUCCUCAAAUUCAUGACACACUCCGCAAGGAUUUGGUUGAGCAUGUGUGGCGCCGAGAAGGUGAACGUUGA